ACUCCCGACAACCCACAUCCAUCUCUAGCUUCUACCGACUGAAGCACACUCGCACCAAGGCAGACUUCAUGGACGCCGUGGAGUCCUCCACUUCGCCCUACUCGCCGUCGUUGCUGCGCCACAAGCUGCGGACCACCAUGUGCGGCUGCUUUGGCUCGCCGUCGUCGCCGGUCAGCGGCGGGGAGAGGCCGCAAAGCGGGGGCAGGACCAGGUGGAGGCGGCGCGUGGCAGCCGCGGGGAAGUUCAGGUACGACCCGCUCAGCUACGCGCUCAACUUCGACGACGGCGGCAGCGACGACGGGGACGCCGAAGCAGAGGAUACGGCCUUCCGGUACCGGAACUUCAGCUCGCGCCUGCCGCCCUCGCCGGCGCCGGCCUCCCGAGCCGUCGCCAUCGCCUGAAGUCGGGAAUCGAAUCGUGGUAGCUGGCGGCCGUCCUUUGCUGCUUGUGUAGCUUUUGUCUCUCUGAUUCUUCUUCUCCAAGUGAAACUGUACUAACUCUGUGAAAGCAUUUUAUACGGCCGUGCAAAUCGUAGCGAUGUAGCGGCAGUGUACCAGUAGCAUCAUUGUAUACUGUAUACAUAUAGGAUAAUAGGAAUCAA
Molecule: messenger RNA, 601 nt
Organism: Triticum dicoccoides
Lineage: Eukaryota; Viridiplantae; Streptophyta; Magnoliopsida; Poales; Poaceae
Exons: 1
Coding region: 69-401 (110 amino acids)
Source: RefSeq, a predicted model, not a curated record